This is a messenger RNA of Gossypium raimondii (Peruvian cotton), 3158 nucleotides long. Its product is annotated as cellulose synthase-like protein D1. Gene Ontology annotation, molecular function: mannan synthase activity; cellulose synthase (UDP-forming) activity. Gene Ontology annotation, biological process: plant-type primary cell wall biogenesis; cellulose biosynthetic process. Gene Ontology annotation, cellular component: trans-Golgi network; plasma membrane. NCBI's taxonomy places the organism in Eukaryota, Viridiplantae, Streptophyta, Magnoliopsida, Malvales, Malvaceae. The transcript is spliced from 3 exons. The record is from RefSeq and is a predicted model, not a curated record. The coding region runs from base 30 to 3050 and encodes 1006 amino acids.
GCUAACCAAAGCAACUAUCAACAUCAACAAUGGCGACAUCCAAACCAAAGAAAACGAAUACAGCCCAAUCAUCAUCUCAGGGAGUAAAAUUUGCUCGUAGGACAGCGAGUGGCCGGAUUGUGAACUUAUCCAGGGAUGAUGAUAUGGAUGUCACCGGCAAUCAAUCGGGCCAAAAUGAUUACAUCAAUUACACUGUGAUGAUGCCACCUACGCCUGAUAACCAACCCUCUACGGACUCUCAUGGUGGGGUUGGGUCGAAAGAAGAUAAAAGGAUGUCGGUAAUGAAGUCUGCAAAUAAUAAGUCAAUGUUGUUAAGGAGCCAAACAGGGGAUUUUGAUCAUAGUCGUUGGUUGUAUGAGUCCAAAGCCAAGUAUGGGAUUGGGAAUGCGUAUUGGCAAGAGGAUGAUCAAUUUGGAGUAGAUGGUGGUGUAUCAAUGUCGGAUUUUAUGGAUAAGCCAUGGAAGCCAUUGACGAGGAAGGUUCCGGUUAAGUCUGGCAUUCUUAGUCCUUACAGGUUCUUGAUAUUGAUACGUUUGGUGGUUCUUUUCUUUUUCCUUGCCUGGCGUUGGAGGAAUCCCAACCCGGAUGCAAUGUGGCUAUGGGGUAUGUCAUGUGUGUGCGAGUCAUGGUUUGCGUUUUCUUGGCUAUUAGACAGUCUUCCUAAGCUCAACCCUAUUAAUCGAGCCACUGACCUUGCUGUCCUCAAUGAAAAGUUCGAACAGGUUUCUCCGUCAAACCCGACUGGUCGGUCGGACUUGCCGGGUGUAGAUGUCUUUGUCUCUACGGCUGACCCUGAAAAGGAACCUCCCCUUGUCACUGCCAACACCAUUUUAUCCAUCAUGGCUGCUAAUUAUCCUGUGGAAAAACUCUCUGCCUAUAUUUCAGACGAUGGUGGUGCCAUUCUCACGUUUGAGGCCAUGGCUGAGGCAAUUCGUUUUGCCGAGGUGUGGGUGCCAUUUUGUCGAAAACAUGACAUUGAGCCUAGGAAUCCAGACAGCUAUUUCAACUUGAAAACCGAUCCAACCAAGAACAAGAAACGGCCUGAUUUUGUUAAGGACAGGCGUUGGAUCAAAAGGGAGUAUGAUGAGUUCAAGGUAAGGAUCAAUGGUCUCCCUGAGACGAUACGUAAAAGAUGUGAUAUGUACAACUCUAGGGAGGCAAUAAAGGAGAAAAGUCUUGCCAAAGAGAAGAACGGUGGGACACUGCCACCGGAUUUCCAAGUGGAGAAGGCCACUUGGAUGGCCGACGGCACCCACUGGCCUGGGACAUGGCUCAAUCCAAUUGCUGACCAUUCCAAGGGAGACCAUGCUGGAAUCUUGCAGGUGAUGAGUAAAUUCCCAGAACCUGAUCCAGUGAUGGGUCAGCCAGAUGAGAAAAGGUUAGACUUCACAGGGAUUGACAUAAGGAUACCAAUGUUCUCUUAUGUUUCAAGGGAGAAACGUCCAGGUUUUGACCAUAACAAGAAGGCUGGCGCCAUGAAUGGAAUGGUUAGAGCUUCAGCAAUAUUGUCCAAUGGACCUUUUAUACUCAAUUUGGAUUGUGACCAUUACAUCUAUAAUUCUAUGGCCAUCAAAGAAGGGAUGUGCUUCAUGAUGGACCGUGGCGGUGAUCGUAUUUGCUAUAUUCAGUUCCCACAACGGUUUGAAGGGAUUGACCCUUCAGAUCGAUACGCUAAUCAUAACACUGUCUUCUUUGAUGGAAGUAUGAGAGCACUUGAUGGACUUCAAGGGCCAGUGUAUGUAGGAACGGGGUGUAUGUUCCGACGUUACGCACUGUAUGGGUUCCACCCACCAAGGGCAAACGAGUAUACAGGUGUGUUUGGGCAGAAUAAGUCACCAGCUGAUACUAUUCCAGGAAAGCCAGCACUAUCAGGAGAAGAUGAUGCACAGCCCCUAAAUGUGCACCCUGACUUGGAUCUUCCAAGGAAAUUUGGUAAUUCAACCAUGUUCAAUGAAAGCAUAGCCGUGGCUGAGUACCAAGGACGUCCCCUUGCAGAUCACAUGUCGGUGAAGAACGGUCGACCUCCAGGUGCAUUACUGAUUCCACGCCAACCACUGGAUGCACAAAUGGUGGCUGAGGCAGUGGCUGUCAUUUCCUGUUGGUAUGAGGAUAACACGGAUUGGGGUGACAAAGUAGGUUGGAUUUACGGAUCCGUGACGGAGGAUGUGGUGACGGGAUAUAGGAUGCACAACCGUGGGUGGCGAUCGGUGUAUUGUGUGACCAAGCGUGAUGCAUUUAGAGGAACUGCACCAAUCAACUUGACGGACAGGCUUCACCAAGUGCUGAGAUGGGCCACUGGUUCAGUCGAAAUCUUUUACUCUAAAAACAACCCCUUGUUCGCAACUCGACGACUCAAGUUCCUACAACGCAUUGCCUAUCUCAACGUUGGAUUCUACCCAUUUACCUCCAUUUUCUUGGUGGUUUAUUGCUUCCUCCCAGCUCUUUCACUGUUUUCAGGACAGUUCAUUGUGCAAGGCCUCAACGUUGCCUUCCUUCUUUAUCUCUUUGUCAUCACUAUAACCCUUUGCUGUAUGUCCCUCCUAGAAGUGAAAUGGUCCGGGAUCGGCCUCGAGGAAUGGUGGCGAAAUGAACAAUUUUGGGUCAUUGGUGGCACAAGUGCUCACUUAGUGGCUGUCAUCCAAGGUCUCCUAAAAGUAGUAGCCGGAAUUGAGAUCUCAUUCACAUUGACCACCAAAUCGGCUAGCGAAGAUGAAAACGACAUAUAUGCGGAUCUUUACCUUGUGAAAUGGACCAGUCUGUUCAUAAUGCCAUUAACCAUCAUAAUCGUUACACUAUUGGCAGUGGUGAUAGGGAUAUCGAGACAAAUCUACAGUGUGAUACCACAGUGGACACAGCUGUUCGGAGGAAUGUUCUUUGCAUUUUGGGUAUUGUGUCAUAUGUACCCAUUCGCCAAAGGAUUGAUGGGAAGACGAGGAAGGGUACCCACCAUCAUCUAUGUUUGGGCUGGGCUUUUGGCAAUUUGCAUAUCUUUGCUUUGGGUCACACUCAAUCCACCUGGUGAUCAACCUGGUGAUGCAGUUGUAUUGUAAAAAUACCAUCAGAAACCAACCUUAUGCAUUUCUCACUUCUUCAUCCCCUUCCAAUUUUUUUAUUUUUUUUAUUAUAUUCAUUAUUUGUAUUUGUUAAUAAUGUAACAA